Epinephelus fuscoguttatus (brown-marbled grouper) is the source of this 4118-nucleotide messenger RNA. RefSeq names its product mitochondrial ribosomal protein L39 (gene mrpl39). Gene Ontology annotation, cellular component: mitochondrion. Gene Ontology annotation, molecular function: RNA binding; nucleotide binding. Bases 150 to 1172 code for a protein of 340 amino acids. The record is from RefSeq and is a predicted model, not a curated record. Lineage: Eukaryota; Metazoa; Chordata; Actinopteri; Perciformes; Serranidae. The transcript has 10 exons.
CAGUUCCUACCCGGACGUCAAUAAUCGUUGCACACUACACAGGCAUGGCGUCCUUCACUCAGAGGCACAAGUGACACAUUUAUAGUUUACGUCUUGUGGUAUCUUUUUUAUGAUUUUGAUUUUAUGUAGCUGUUGGAAUAAUCAACAAAAUGGCGACCAGGACCGUGUGUCAAAUUCUGCAGCGCCGCUUUGCAUCCGCUGCAGCGGCUGCGCGGCCGCCAGCUGCUGAGGUCCGCAGCAAGCGCAGUGCCCUCUUUUCCAGAGAGCAGGCGAGGCAGAGAUCUCUCUACCCCCGCAUUGAGAAGAUAGAGGUGUCCAUGCAGGGCCCGGGGCUGGACGGUACCCUGCUCAUCAUGAACAAAGGAAUGUCCACUCCACUGAGCUGUGCUAGACAUCUGACGGAGCAUCACGUGACCAACUCGGCUCUGGCCCUGGUGGACGGGGAGCCCUGGUCUCUCCACCAGCCCCUCACCCACUCCUGCUCACUCACCCUGCUCACAUUUAAAGACAGCGAUCCAACACUGGUCAACCAGGCCUACUGGCGUUCCUGUGCUGCCUUGCUCGGCCAGGUGCUGGAGACCGCGUUCAAAGACGACUUUACUGUGGAGCUGCUGAGCACACCAGAAGUGCCAGUCAUUUCAGGAGCUUUCUGCUGCGAUGUGGUGCUUGACCCUCAGCUGGACUCAUGGACUCCCUCUGAGGAGACGUUGCGGUCUCUGACCCGAGGGGCCCAGCAGCUGAUCCACCAGGACCUGGCCUGGGAGCCUCUGGAGGUGGCGCCCUCUGUGGCGCUGGAGGUCUUCUCACACAGCAGGUUCAAACAGGAGGAGGUGGAACAAAAGGCAGCGCAGAAUCCCAAAGGCAAAGUGAUGCUCCACAGAUGUGGUGACCAUGUGCUCUUGAGUGCGGGCCCCCUGGUGGCCAGGACAGGCCUGUGCUCCCAGUACGAGGUCACAGCCCUCCACAGCCUGGGAGAGGGACACUGGGGCCUCCACCGUCGAGCGCAGGGCCUCUCCCUUCCGCUGCAGCUGCAGGCUCACCACACAGUCUGGAGGAAACUGAGGCAGCGGGCAGAGAAACUGGUUGAGGUCCCGCGACCUGAAGAAGCGACUCCACCUGCUCCUCCUGUAUCAACUCCACCGUCCGACCAGCCAGUAACGACCUCUGCGUAACCUUCCACACACACAUACACACCUUCACAUGUAUCUGAUGUAAUAUUUGUUCAAUAAAUGUGUAAAAAUACAAGACAAAUCACUUCUACUUUUCUCAUUGUUGUGCUGCAAAAUGGAGGGGCUCAUUUCCCCAUGACCCCGUUAUCAUACUGUACAAAACCCAAGUGUUGCGUUCUGUUUAUUAAAAGAAGGAUUUUAACACUCCCGCGGGAAAGGUGCUUCACUUUAUAGGUGCUGAGAAGAGUGAGAAAGAAGAGUGAAAAUGGGAUUGCGUGGAUGUGCGCCUACGUGUCAGCAGUUUGCCUAACAACAAACGCGGAGCGUGUGUGUGUGCGUGUCUAUUAGCUGAAGGUCAGGCAGCAGUGCAGCUGUUGUGUCUAUCACUCGUCAAACAGGUGGCUCUCAAUCCUCAGAGGGUGUGCGGAGUCAAGUGUGAGCAAGCCCUGACGAUUGGAGCCAUGAGGCACUUUGUUUUUCCUUUUUUCCCCCCAUGAUUUCAGGCGUUUUGACACAUUAGACACAACACUCCAGGUUCAUGCCAGAGAUAGCCGCCUUCUCAUGCAACCACAUCCCUGCCACUGCACAUGAUCGAUGUUAUGUAGCUUUGAAUCACUAUCUAAAACAGUUUGGUACCACCUUCCAAUAAGACACCUAUUAUAGAGCUGUAAGCUGUAUUUAAUAAGUAUUUAAUCAUAUCGAAGCCCUUGAUUAGUGCAACUUAUUUGGUCAUCAGGACUCUUGACAAAAAGUCUCGACAUUGCGGGUGUCGUGCUAAAAGAGGAUGUGUCUGCACUUUAUUGUGACUUUUAAUACUUAUUAUUCAAUGGGAAAGAGUUGAGUAGAGCUGAAACAAUUAACGGUUUUGUCCAUUGACACACUUUCCCCAAAUUUGAAUCUUUGGCAUACAAGAAAAUCUUUUUUAGUGCUUGAAUUGGAUUAAAUGUGCUCUGGAAAAUAACAGGAACUCUUUAGCUGAAACAAUUAACAUUUUUGUCCACUGACAAAUUGUGAACAUGCGACUAUUUUGGUAAUUGAUUAAUUUGUCAUUUUUCAAGCAAAAAUGCCCCGAAUUGUAAAGAAUUGCUUAGUGGUGUCUAUUUUCUGGCAUAUUUUAGACCAUAUAUGUUGAUCUAGAAAUCUGCUAACUCAUUGCCAAACUAAUUGAUAAUUAAAAUAAUGGUGAGUGUGAAACGAAAAUAUCUCAAUCGCCCUCUCAACUCUAGACCAGCCUUCCCAUUAAAAUGGAAAAGAUUAGCCUGCCUGUUCACACACAUGCAAGUUUCUAAUCAAUACAUAGACAGUUGCGAAGGUGAUUGAUCCAGCGAUUAGCCGUCGUCUUCUUCCUAAAGCCUUCCCCGCUGCCUUCUCACCAGCACCCUUAGUAGCUUGAACAUAAAAUACCAGAGUGAUCGCAAGUUAACGACAGCUCCUUUCUAAAAUGUAACAGUUGUAGUGGUUGCUGGCAAUUAUUUAAGCUGCAAGUAUAUUUUUGCUGCUAGGGAAAUGUUAAUUAUUGAGUCUUGACCAACAGAUAAUAGCCUUCGUCUCUGGACCUGACUUUUACAUCACAGAGGAGACGCUGUUUGAUUAUUUAAGAGCCCCUUAAGUCCGUUAUAAUAAGCACAGAAAACUGCUCUUUUACUCAUAAAAUCCUUGGAUUCUGAAGAAUAAGGCUGGAGGUAAAAAUGCAAAAAGUCCGAAAAUCUCAAGCAGCUCGCUUAGGGGAUUCAGUGCCAAUAGGAUGAGCUCGAACACUCUCGGUAACCCCGUGUCAUCAGGCUCUGGCUCGUCUCAGUCCAUGGCAACAGCAGAGUUGUCCUGCUCAGUUAAUAUCUCGUUCUCGGAUGGAAAAAGCUUUGUUCAGCUCCUGUUCUUGUUCAGAGCGACAAAGUGUCUGUGGUAGAAUCACGCUACUGUUUGUUCAGGUGUUUGUCUUUCUGAAAAGUUUGGUUUUAAUUAGUUAUUUAAAGCGAUAAAAAGGGGGUUUGACGUUAAGAUUGACAGCCGUGCGUGCCUCGAUACAGCGGUUCAACAUCCGAUCACUCCUUGUUCAUCUUUAUAUACAGUUUAUGGUUGAGACACAAAUGUCCGCUCAACAACAUUGUUGAUUUUGAUACAGAGCACAACCCUGAAUAAGCAGGGACGUCUCUGAAAAAGACGUCUGGAUGGCAGCAUAUGUUGCUCCAAAACCUGUGGGUACAUUUCAGCAUUCGUGGUGUCUUCACAGUUGUGCAGACGAGCUCGGGCCCAGUCUGUGAUGUUUCUGGAUGUUGCUCAUAAAUAGCGUUCGCUUUGCAUGGUAGCAUCCGAACAGUACUGGUACUGACAAUGGUUUUCUUGUUCCCGAGCCCAUGUAGUAAUAUCCUCUAUACAAUGACGUUGGUUUUUAAUGCAGUGCAGUCAGAUUUCUCCAGAUUCUCUGAAUCUUUUGAUGAUAUUAUGGAUUGUAGACAGUAAAAUCCUGAAAUUUGAAGCAACUGUGCUUUAAGAAAAGUUGUUCUUAAACUGUUGGACUAGCUGCUGAUGCAUUUUUUCAGUUGCGUACCUCGUCCCGUCCUUUCUUGUUAUUAACUGAGCCUUUGGAGGAUGCCUCUUUCAUAACCAGUGGUGUAGUGGAGGGUAUACUCAGGUAUACCCACUUCAUUUUCUAUCCAGUUACAGUAUACCCAUUGUAAUGUAUAGGAGAGUAUGCCCACUUCCUCAUCAGUAACCUACCUAUCUACCUACUAGCACACCCACCUCAUCAAUUACCACUACACCACUGUUCAUAACCAAUGAUUCUUAAUAUGUAACCAAUGAACUGUCUACUGUUUUAGGUGGUUUUUAGGAUACUCCACAAUUUUCCUUAUCUUUUCUUGCCCCUACCCUAACUUUUUGGAACAUUUUGCAGGUAACAAAUUCAGAAUAAGUGUCAUGAGUUUCAUAUAUAGGCUGGAAAGGUAGAAA